This is a messenger RNA of Ostertagia ostertagi, 600 nucleotides long. The record is from the annotation of a GenBank genome assembly. Lineage: Eukaryota; Metazoa; Nematoda; Chromadorea; Rhabditida; Trichostrongylidae.
AUGUUCAAAAUUUUCAGCAUGGAAUCUCAGCAUACAAUCGGCUAUGGCUUUCGUUAUAUGACGGAUAAUUGCCCUGCAGCCUAUAUUAUACUGCUGAUUCAACUAGUGGUCGGCGUAUUUCUUCAGACAAUGCUCACUGGCAUCGUUCUUGCCAAAGUUCUACGACCGAAGAAGCGGAAACAAGAAAUGCGAUUCUCUCGUAUGGCUGUCAUUGGGCCGCUUGAUGAGCACGAUAGACGGCCAGCGCUUAUGAUCCGCUUGGCUGACAUACAAGAGAAGCUGUUUUUGGCCGAGUCUCAUGUACGACUAUAUAUGGCCAGUAGCAGGAUAAAUAAUCGCGGGGAUCGAGAACUGAUAGGGGUGAAGGAUAUGAAUGUCGGCUACGACAGUGGAUGGGAUCGAAUACUUCUGCUCUGGCCAAUUAUUGUCAGACAUGUGAUUGACGAGUCCAGUCCACUACAUGGCAUCACAAGAGAAUCUCUACACUCAGCUGAAUUCGAAUUAAUAAUGACUGUCGAGGGUAUUGUCGAGGCAACGGGUAUGACAUUUCAAGCCAGAACAUCUUUUCUCCCCAAUGAAAUUCUUUGGGGGCACAAGUGA